Zea mays is the source of this 675-nucleotide messenger RNA. RefSeq lists its product as uncharacterized. The record is from RefSeq and is a predicted model, not a curated record. The transcript is spliced from 5 exons. The coding region runs from base 22 to 675 and encodes 217 amino acids. NCBI's taxonomy places the organism in Eukaryota, Viridiplantae, Streptophyta, Magnoliopsida, Poales, Poaceae.
AAUGAUAGAGCCCUAACAGUAAUGGAUGAGCUUCUCGAAGUACUUUCGCGUUUGGAAACAGAUAUAGACGUUGAGGAAACUUGUGGAACUAGUGGAGGAGAUGGUAUACAGGACGAUGAUGAAGCCAAUAGAGACAACGAAAAGGAUGAUGAAUUUGACGAAAGGAAUAACAAGGAAAUUCAAGACGUAUCUAUUAUACUUGAACAAGGUGUGGCCAAUGAUCAAAUACAUAUACCAGUACGUCCAUUAGAAGAGAUUAAUUUGCAUGAUCACGCAAUAAUGAAUGUUAGUGGUGUCAGUGAACAAAAUGAUAAUGCCAGAAAGAAACUGGAAUUUGCAGUCGAUGGGAUAAGCUUGGCAAGACCAAAUAACUCAAGACCCAAAGGAAGAACAAUAAAGGGGAGUGAAGAAAGGGUUAUUAAAUUGGGAGCUAAAGGUACAAAGAAAAUGACCAGGAAAUGUCAGAAGUGUGGAAUUGCUGAUGGUCACAAUAGUAGGACAUGUUUGUCAAUGGAGGAAAAUAGACAAAGGUUGGCAAGCCUUGCUGGACGUAAGAGAGGACGACCUCCAGGAUCUAGGAACAAGGGUGGCAGUAAAGCUCCUGAUUGGAAUGAGACAACAACAUCUAAAAAACACACAAAUGAGUUCGAUAGUAGUGAGUCAGACAGUGAUUAG